Ctenopharyngodon idella (grass carp) is the source of this 5443-nucleotide messenger RNA. It is a transcript of the gene slc12a7a, whose product is annotated as solute carrier family 12 member 7a. NCBI's taxonomy places the organism in Eukaryota, Metazoa, Chordata, Actinopteri, Cypriniformes, Xenocyprididae. The record is from RefSeq and is a predicted model, not a curated record. The transcript has 26 exons. Gene Ontology annotation, cellular component: membrane. The coding region runs from base 256 to 3621 and encodes 1121 amino acids. Gene Ontology annotation, molecular function: potassium:chloride symporter activity. Gene Ontology annotation, biological process: chloride ion homeostasis; chemical synaptic transmission; potassium ion import across plasma membrane.
AAUGAGAAGGCCAGUUAACACAAAACAGGAAGCACCAGCUCUGUGGCAGGACAGAACGGCCCGUCGCCCAGAGGGAGGAGUCGUGUAAUGCUCCUUAUUUGGUGGAAAGAGAUCACAUGGGCUGCCGCGUCUGAACAACAGUUGUGAAGAAGUCAAAGAACUUCGAACUCUGCCGAGCCCAGGAGACUUGGGGUGAGACAGAGAGAAAAAAGACUCAAGAAACCAAACAAAACAGAGCACAUGGUGUAAGGGAAAAUGCCCACCAACUUCACAGUGGUGCCGGUGGAGGACACCCCAUUAUCAGAGCCAGACUAUGAUGAACACAUACUGAAAGAAGAAGACAAGGAGGAGCCAGACAUGGUAGCAGGACCCUACUCAGGUGAGGAGACCCCCAGAGAAACCAGCUCUUUAAUCAGUACAGAUCAUGAUGACAGCAUCUACGGCAAGAAUAUGGCUCUUUAUGAGGACGAGAUGGACAGCACUCCGAUGGUGUCAUCCCUCCUCAACAAACUGGCCAACUACACCAACAUAACCCAGGGGGUCAUCGAGCAUGAGGAGGCUGAGAGUGAGGAUGGGAUACAGAGAGUCGCCGUAAAGGGCCCUCAGAUGGGCACAUUCAUAGGAGUGUUCCUGCCCUGCAUGCAGAACAUUCUGGGUGUGAUUCUGUUCCUGCGGCUCACGUGGAUAGUGGGUACCGCCGGAAUCAUGGAGGCCCUCGCUGUUGUCUUUAUGUGCUGUUCUUGCACCAUGCUGACUGCAAUUUCAAUGAGUGCCAUUGCGACUAAUGGUGUAGUGCCUGCUGGUGGCUCAUACUACAUGAUCUCCAGAGCAUUAGGCCCAGAGUUUGGAGGAGCAGUGGGUUUGUGUUUCUACCUGGGCACCACAUUUGCAGGUUCUAUGUACAUACUAGGAACCAUGGAAAUAUUUUUGACAUACAUCAUGCCCACUGCAACUGUGUUUAAUGCAGAAGAGCCAACUGGGAUGCAAAAUAACAUGCGUAUUUAUGGCACAUGCUGUUUAGCUAUCAUGACCCUGGUAGUGUUUGUUGGAGUGAAAUAUGUCAACAAGCUGGCCUUGAUCUUCCUGUCCUGUGUGGUGCUGUCAAUUAUGGCCAUUUACGCAGGCGUCAUCCAAAGCGCAUUCAAGCCUUCUAAUUUUCAAAUCUGUCUGCUAGGCAACCGCACCUUGCAAAAUUCUAAGUUUGACAAGUGUCUAAAGACGGAGGUCAUCGACAAUGUAACCCACCCCACCCAACUGUGGAAACUUUUUUGCGAAGGUGACUUCAAUGGAAAUGCAACAUGUGAUGAGUACUUCACCCAUAACAAUUUGACAGAGAUUGAGGCUGUUCCUGGCUUGCUCAGCGGGGUCAUAUCAGAUAACAUGUGGGGACACUAUGGACAAUACAGGGCGGUAGUGGAGAAGAAGGGACAGAGUUCAGAACGGGUUUCAGAUAACACGGACAAGGAUAUUUCAAUGCCUUAUGUCUUCAAUGACAUUGCCACCUUCUUCACCCUUCUGGUUGGAAUCUACUUCCCCUCGGUGACAGGAAUCAUGGCUGGAUCGAACAGGUCUGGAGAUCUUAGAGACCCUCAGAGGUCCAUUCCCACUGGUACCAUUCUGGCUAUUGUAACCACCUCUUUCAUCUACAUUUCCUGUGUAGUGUUAUUUGGAGCAUGUAUUGAAGGUGUGGUGUUACGAGACAAGUAUGGAGACUCAGUUAAGAAAACUCUAGUUGUUGCAACACUAGCUUGGCCAUCGUCAUGGGUGAUUGUGAUUGGCUCGUUUUUCUCCUGUUGUGGAGCGGGGCUACAGAGCCUCACUGGUGCUCCCAGGAUCCUUCAGGCUAUAGCACGAGAUGGCAUCAUGCCAUUCUUACAGGUGUUUGGUCAUAGUAAAGCUAAUGGUGAGCCAACCUGGGCUUUACUCCUAACUGCAGCCAUCUGUGAGAUUGGGAUCCUCAUCGCUUCCCUGGAUGCUGUUGCUCCCAUCCUGUCAAUGUUUUUCUUAAUGUGUUACCUCUUUGUAAACCUGGCCUGUGCUGUCCAAACACUUCUACGCACCCCAAAUUGGAGGCCAAGAUUCAAGUUCUACCACUGGUCACUCUCUUUCCUUGGGAUGAGCCUGAGUCUCUCGCUCAUGUUUGUCUCAUCUUGGUACUAUGCUUUGGUUGUCAUACUGAUUGCUGGAUGCAUCUACAAGUACAUUGAAUACAGAGGGGCAGAGAAGGAAUGGGGAGAUGGGAUUCGAGGAUUAUCGCUUAACGCAGCUCGUUAUGCCCUAAUAAAACUAGAGGAGGCGCCACCUCACACCAAGAACUGGAGACCACAGCUGCUGGUGCUCCUAAAGUUGGACUCUGACUUGGGGGUAAAGCAUCCACGUCUGCUCUCCUUUACCUCACAGCUGAAGGCUGGGAAAGGCCUGACCAUCGUCUGCUCGGUGCUGGAGGGCACCUACAUGGCUCGUGGGGCAGAUGCUAAGCUCUCUGAACAGAAUAUCAAAGCAGCUAUGGCAAAGGAGAAAACGAAGGGUUUCUGUCAUGUGGUGGUAUCCUCUAACCAGCGGGAUGGUUUCUCUCACCUGAUCCAGUCCGCAGGCCUGGGUGGCAUGAAACACAACGCGGUGCUUGUGGCCUGGCCCGCCAACUGGAAACAGUCCGAGAGCUCCCUCUCCUGGAAGAACUUCAUUGAAACCGUCAGAGAGACAACAGAAGCCCACCAGGCUCUGUUAGUGGCGAAAAACAUUGAUACUUUUCCCACAAACCAGGACCGGUUAGCUGAGGGUACCAUUGAUGUCUGGUGGAUUGUCCAUGAUGGUGGUCUACUCAUGCUUCUUCCUUUUCUGCUCCGCCAGCACAAGGUUUGGAGAAAGUGUAAGAUGAGGAUCUUCACAGUGGCUCAGAUGGAUGACAACAGCAUCCAGAUGAAGAAAGACCUGCAGAUGUUCUUGUACCACCUGCGUCUUGAUGCGAAGGUGGAAGUUGUGGAAAUGCAUGCAGGUGAUAUCUCAGCCUUCACCUAUGAGAAGACCCUUGUGAUGGAGCAACGCUCUCAGAUGCUGAAGCAGAUGCAGCUUUCUAAGACAGAGCGGGAGAGAGAGAUUCAAAGCAUUUCAGAUGAAUCCCGGAAUUCCAUCAGGAGGAAGCCCUGCGGGCAGAAACCAUCUCACAACAACAAGUUACAAGUGCCAACUGUAAUUCUGGAUGAGGAGCCUCAGCUGAUUCAUGACAGGAACACUAAGUCACAUGCCAUUCUGAACGACAAGCCCACGCCUACUUCAGACCGGGUCCAUAUGACCUGGACCAAAGAGAAGCUGAUUAGUGAGAGAAACCGCCAACAUCGAGAGGCCAACAUGACUGUGCGGGACAUCUUCAAUAUGAAACCAGAGUGGGAGAAUCUGGAUCAGACUAAUGUGAGAAGAAUGCACACUGCAGUGAAACUGAAUGAGGUUGUAGUCAACAAAUCCCAGGGAGCCCAACUGGUGCUGCUGAACAUGCCAGGACCACCCAAAAACAAGGGCGGGGAUGAAAACUACAUGGAAUUUCUGGAGGUCCUCACAGAGGGAUUGGAGCGGGUGCUGCUGGUCCGAGGUGGCGGCAGGGAGGUCAUCACCAUAUACUCGUAGCAUCAAGCAGGAACAGACACUGAGGAGAGCAUUUCUGUCAGAAGAAGCUGUCCAGAGCUGCACAGAUACUGUACAAAUGGGCUCAGGACAGGAAGUCCCACUCCAGCUGCAGGCCAGCACAGCACAUUUGAGGAUUCUUCUCAUUUAGCGUUGUCCACUUGUGAUCGGAUUGACGAAAACGCAUUUUGUAAAAACCCAGGUGUAAAUAGGGUCUUGAAUGUGGUCCUUAUCAUUUAAAUAGAGACAAGCCAAAGACUUAAAUUUAUCCCAUAAGACUUGAAGAGAGUGGCAUCAGCUGUCUUAUUUCUCAUGUAACUCUAAGGGACAGUGUUUGAAUCAUUUUAAGUAUUUGUAUAUGUAAUUUAUAUGUGUUAAAUGUAGUUUUUCAUCUUAUUACAUUCUUCUGCUGAGCUUUAUGUAAUGUCAUGUUAGUUUGAUUCAGUAGAUUUUGGUAAGUUUUGAUAUCAGUGUUGUUCACAUUGCAGUAUAAGUAAAAUUGUGAUUUGUAUCAUCAGCCAAACCUGAAAUAUGUCAGUGCUAAAGAUUUCAUAUAGUUUAAUACUACUUUUUUUCCCCUAAAAUGUUUAAAAUUUGGUAUUCUUUUCAUGAAAUGUUUUUGGUAUUAUUUUUCUCAAAACAAAUAUGUAUAAUUUAUAUGAAAUUUUCUACAUAUUUUAUAUUAAAAAGGUUCUCACAAGUUUCCAUCAUAAAGGUUCAUAUAAUUUUUUAUAUGAUUACACUCAUUGUUGGACAAAUUGUAAAUAAAUGAUCCAUAUAGUUAUAUUUCUAUUUUAUGUGUUGCUGUAUAUUGUCAGGAAAUGUUUUUUGUCAACAAACGUGGACCUUAUAAUCAACUGCAGACAGGCCUGAUGUACAAUUCACACCCUCCUCUCCAGUAGAGGGGGAUGAACACAAACCAUUAAAUACUCCUAUUGUGAUGUUCUGUUUUGAAAGUGGCAUCUCAGCUUUCAGUGCUAUUGACCAGACAGGACUGAAAUACCUAAUAUGUUUUAUGUUUAAUUUUCUGUGGGUGCAGUCCUGGACACUAUAUGAAAGAUUUAUUGUAACCAGAAAAUAUUGUCUAUACUUGCCAAAGAAUACUGACCAUGGAAGAAUAUACUUUUAGGGAAUAACUAAUCCCUUUAUCUUGUAAAACCCUAACUACUUGCUUGAUAUGCUUCUUGUGUUUCACAUGAGGCUCUAUUUUCAGUUAAUUCCUUUGGCAAGUUUUCUUGUCAUGUGGUUUGGAAUGACUAAUUUCAACAGUUUACAGUCAUAGCGCUCGUCCAAGUGCACAAAAGACACUGUAUCCUGAGCUAUUCAUAUCUCACCUGCCUCAAAGGGAUAGUCCCAAAAAUGAAAAUUCUGUUAUCACUUACUCACCCUCAAGUUGUUCCAAAUCUGUAUGAGUUUCUUUCUUCUUUUGAACACAAAAGAAGAUAUUUUAAAGAAUGUUGGUAGUCAAACAGUUGAUGGAAGCCAUUGACUUCCAUAGAAGGAAAAAAAUGCUAUGGAAGUCAAUGGCUACUGUAAACUGACAGGUUACCAACAUUCCUCAAAAUAUAUUUUGUGUUCAACAGAAGAAAGAAACUCAUAGAGGUUUGGAACAACUUGAAGGUGAGUAAGUGAUGACAGAAUUUUCAGUUAUAUUUUUACCAAUAGGACUUUCUACAUGAUUUGUGUUGUAUUCAGCAAGAAAAUGCAACAGGCUCAAAUAUGGUGAUAAGAUUACACAAUAAAAUAAAAUUACGUAAAUGUGUCAUUGGUUGCAAAUUGAUAUUUAAAUAUAUUUUUUGUAAAGAAUAAAAACAUUCAUCCAGGA